AUGGCUCCCCGCAAGCCCCAGCCCAAGAAGCCCAGGUGUCUCCCCCCUCCUGCUCCCCCUCCUGCUCCCCCUCCUGCCCCUGCUACUCCCCCUCCUCCUCAUGCUUCUCCUCCUGCUCCCCCCUCAGACAACUUGCUCUCCUCCCUCGACUUUAACCCUCCUGCUCCCCCUUCCCCUGCUCCUCUCUCUGUGACGACUCUGGUCUCCUCUCCUUGCCCUUCCCCUGCCACUGACACUCUGCAGCCUGUGAGUGUCAUGCAGACUCCAGCAUCUGGCCAGAAGAGGCCCUCUGAGGAGUCAAACACAAGCCCCAGUGCUCCCAAGCAUCCCAAGCAACUCCCUGGCAAGCACAUUGACAACACAGUGGACCUCAUGAAGGCAAUGAAGAAGUCUGUCACCCUCAAGGAGAAGCUGGCAGUGAAGGAUCAGGAAAUCUUGGCUGAGAAGGCCAAGGCACUUGCUGCUCAAGCCCAGAUAGCUAAACUCACAAAGCUCCUCAAAUGUGAGAGGAGCAAGAAGAAGAAAGAAGAUGAGGCUGUCUCCACCCUCAUUCCAAAGCCUCUGGGACAGGCUGGGCAUGGGGAGAAAUGGAAUGGGUAUAGGCUCAUAGAGGCCAUGGGCCUUAAAGAACAAAAGGAGCUUUUCAACAACAUGAAACAACAUGUAUGUGAAGCUUGUAUCCAGCACAACCUCGACGUCACAAGGAACAUCACCAAACACCCUCCUGCCCUCCUCUCAACAAUCUACAAGCAGUUAAGGAGAAGUCCCCUCAGCUUGCUGCCUUCCACAAGGACUGGGCCACCCAAGCAAUGA
Molecule: messenger RNA, 813 nt
Organism: Dacryopinax primogenitus
Lineage: Eukaryota; Fungi; Basidiomycota; Dacrymycetes; Dacrymycetales; Dacrymycetaceae
Exons: 4
Coding region: 1-813 (270 amino acids)
Source: RefSeq, a predicted model, not a curated record